Molecule: messenger RNA, 238 nt
Organism: Dentiscutata heterogama
Lineage: Eukaryota; Fungi; Glomeromycota; Glomeromycetes; Diversisporales; Gigasporaceae
Source: the annotation of a GenBank genome assembly
CAUGUAUCCCCAUCUCCGUCUCCCUGAAACGUUUAAAAAUUUUAUCGCAUUUAAAAAUUUUAAGCUUGAAAAAAAAAUACAUGAUGGAAAGUUUAGUGAAAUUUUUCUCGAAAAAUAUAAUGAAAAAGAUGUUGCAGGUAUUCAAAUUCUUCAAUAUAAUAAAUCAUUUUUAAGAGAAUUUGCCUCCGGUGGAGACUAUACUCUAAUUUGGGAUAAUAAAUUUCGCCGACAAUGUUAG